CUCUGCGCAGUCUGUCCGUCCGUCGGCUUACUCGUCGCUCGCGCGUUGGCGGCAAAAUAAUCGCGUCCGACCCCUCACUGUCGUCGUCCGCGUCGGUCGGUGUGCGUGCGGCGUGACACACACGCGGCGGUCAAAAUAUAUCGUCUUCUCGUUGUUUAUUUGUAUUUUUUAUGUCUCCAUAAGCGUCCUAUACAGAAUUAUUAUUAUAUGACAUAAAUAAUGCGAUAAUAAUAUAAUAAUCGUUUAUUGUGCGCAUACCUCCCACGCGAUGUGCUCUUACGACCGUUGUGACAUCGUGGAUUAUUGCGGGUAAAUCGGCGUUGGUCCAAUCCGAUACAAAUACAGCCCAUCAUAACGUCGUCGUAUUGUCUAUAAUAUUGUCUGUACGUCGUCUUUCGAAUGGUAGUCAUACUUAUCGUGCCUGCACCGACGUCGCCCCCCGAUAAUGGUGCUGGGAGGUACGGCGGAGUUGUCGACCCGGCCAAGAGCCCCGGUGAUAGGUCCACCUCGACCACGUCCAUAUCGUUCGUGUCGUCUGAUAACUCGUCGUAUUGUUUUUCGCAGGUCGAUCCGGACAAUCUGAUUGCCACCACCAAAGAAGAAGAAUGGGUGACUAAGAAAAAAGUUGAAUUGACUACCAAAAAACAAAUCGAAACCAGAGUUAAAAGACAAGUUGUGUUGGAAGACGGUAAAAUCGUCGAAGACUCUGGGCCAAUAGUUACGACUAAUACGACUGAAGAUACAGAAAAACAGGAACAUCAACAAACCGAACAUCGUCAAUUGGGUGACGAAGGUGACGGAGAAAAUACCAAAGAAGUUGUCGUGAGAAUAUCUUCAUUGGAAGGUAACCCAUCAUUGCUGAAAGAAGUUCGAGAGAAAAAAAUCAAGAGUCGAGAAGAAAAAGAAGAACUUGUAGAAACAGAGGAUGUGGUUCACCUAGGAAAUAUCAGCGAUAAGGCCUAUCAAGAAGCAGUACAAAGUAAACGAGACAUCCGUGAAGCUCUCGAAGAAGCCAAUCACAAAUUGGUUCACGUAAACAGCACUGGACCCAGAGUAGUGCAUCAGAGUACCAAAAACAAGAAAGUAACAGAUACAGAAGAUACUAGACAUACAAGAGAAGUUCAAAAAGAUGGUAAAAUCAUUACAGAAACAUCAAAAACCACCGAACACGAAGAGGUAAACGGUGUUGAUGAACCAGACAGUGUUCCUUUGCCGCCCUCAGCACUACAAGAGUCGUUGCGUGAAAGUUCACAUCGAUACGCCAAGACUAAAGAUCAGGAGUUGGUUGAGUAUUUAGCGGAUGGUGAAAAGAUUGGAGAACAAAUGCGUUACGAAGCGAUCAAUGAAGAAGGAGAUCGACUUGGCGACGUCAACCAACUACAGAUGAUGGCAAAUGCGGGUGAAUUGGCAGGCUGGGAGAGCUUAUCGGAAAGAAUACGCAAGAUGCGUGAUAGACAACAGCAUCCGGUUGCCGGGAAAACGCUUGCGGACUUCGAUGAAGAAGAACGAACUAGAAAAGUGGAAACAGCUAAAUGGCUAGAGCAUCAUUUCGGUAGCGAAUCAACCAGGUCAUCUACAGGAAACUUAUCAGAAGAAGAAGAAGAUGAUCGAGGACAUCAAAAGACCACGUCCAAUAGUUUCAUAAAUGUAACUAUGAAAUCAACAGAAACGCCAGCAAAUGGAUACUUCAAAGGAGUGUCUGAGUGGAAAAAUAAUGAAUCUACUCCUAUAAGACCACCAAUCAGGAGAAAAAGAGAACAGAAAACCGAAAUUAUUAAAAACACUGUUAACGAAUUAGAGUCAUCUCCAUUGUUCAAUUCAGUCCAACAAAGGGUCCAGGGAUAUGAAAUGACAAAAGAUAAGUUGUCUGGACGUAAUGCGAUAAAUGGUUUUAAACAAUCGCAUCACAACGGAUAUGCUCAGACCUCGGCUACUGUCGACAGACGUCACGACUCGACCGAAUCGCCGGUGCCGUCGGACCCGUACCGGUCGUGGGACCAACGCCGGCGGCGAUCGGCGGACAGCCACCGCAAUAGCAAAUCGACGGCCGCAGUGGCGCCAGAACCGAAACCAGACUAUUCGCCGGAACCCGAACGGCGGGCCAGCAACGGGUCGUCGACGGCGGGCGGACGAUCGAAAAAGGUGUACCAGAAGACGAGGUUUGCGGCGGACGCGCGACCGGCGCCCGAAAACGGCGGAAACGGCAAACAGGAGCGGAAGAAGUCGUUCGGCGAAUCGUUCCGGCGGCUGGUGGGCAAGUUCACGGGCGGCGGGCACGGCAGCAAGUCGGACGCCGAUCGGAAGAAUAAAAACCGUAAGAAACCGGAAUCGGCCGAGCGACGGCACGCCGACAGCGGCGACGACGGCGACUACGGUUACGACGGCGAGAACACCUACAGGAGUUACGACGGCGGCGUCAGACCAGUCGCCGACCGCCACCAGCGAUUGUUCGGCAGCACGCAGACGUUGGACCGACACCGAGCCGGACGGACGGCCAACCACAACCGCAGCAGUAGCAAGGUUCGCGACGACGAUUACGACGAAGACGACUACGACGACGACGACGACGUUCACCGGUACAACGAGCACCGCAGUCAGGACAUCAGAGGAUCAUCGCCUGUGAUGAACGGCGGCGGCGGCAGGACUAGCAACGGAGUGCACAGGUACUACUUGGGCGAGGACCCUUUUGGCGGCAGUAUUUACGGCCGCGAGAGGGAAUACGACGGCGGCAAGCGCAGACCACACAAGAAGAACGGCAGCAGCGGCACUUACGACUCCCCGCAACAUCAUCACCACAGCACUCAUUACGUCCAGAGGACUAUACCAGUGAACACGACCAGUACUACAUUGGGUCGGUUUAGCAAGUCUACAGGACGUUUGUUAUCCGACGAUUACAACAGUAGCGUAUCGGAUAGAGCUCAAACGCUGCCAAGAAAACUCCGAACGGAGAGCAAAAUAAAAAAGCAGGUGCACGCGUCCCGGGAGAACGAUUACGGCGGAGUUACGAACCGAUCGGCAGCCAACUCCGGGAGCAUGAUCAACGUAUCGUUCGCCAACGGGCCGACCAAGCCGCAGCGGACGUUCUCGAAACCGUCGCUGCUCCGGAGCCAAAGCUUCAACGUUCAACCGGACCCGGGACACCAGACGCGCCGGUCGAUCAGCACGCUGCACCGGCUUGAAGAGUCGCCGCCGCCGCUCAAGAGCCCGAACAUCGUGAGCAUGUUGAGCAGGAGCACCAAGGACCUGUCGGUGGGCGCGGACGACGGGUACAGAUCGCUGUCGGGCAGCUGGGCCAGCCCGGGAGAGCUGAGCAACGGGGGCGGCGGCGGCGCGAGCACCGCGUACCGGCGGGACGAUCCGAAGAAGAAGAUCUUCAUGAAGGGCCUGCUGGACCACGCGCCCGAGCUGUACAAGACGCUCAGCCACCAGGAGGACACGACCACCAGCACCACCACUGGCCGGCGGUAUUCGCCCGUGAAGAUGGACAGGCCGUACUCGAGCAGCGGCCACUCGUCGUCGCCGACCAUCAGGCACGGCAGCGGCGGCGAGGUGACCAAUCGGAGCGUGACGCGCCGCGGCAGCAAGGACGAUUACACCGAGACGGUGAGGAUCACGUCCAAGUCGGACGACCCGUACCGGCCGAGCGUCACCAACACGGUGCAGAACUUCACCAAGAAAAAGGUGCCCAGGGACGGCCGGGUGGAGACCAUCGAGUCGACCGAGACCAAGACGGUGACCAAGAGUCGGUACAACGGCGGCGACGCCAUCAACGGGUACAAUAACGGCAUCGGUGGCGGCGUGGUGAUCGAAGUCAGGAACGGCAGGAACUGAUUUAUUUCAAAGCGAUACGGUGAAACCUCUUAAUACCGGACACUGUCGGCAGGUUUUGUCCGUACUUCAGAACGAUUUGCGGUUUCCAGGUGUUGAUCCCCCCCCCAAAAAAAAACGUCCGCUAUUCGGGGAUGUCUGUGUUAUUUGGGAGGUUUUACUGUAUAACGAUAAUACGAUAAGUCAGCCGUUUAUUAUUAUUAUUGCUAUCGUCGUCGACACGUAGUCGAUCGUUAUUAUAAUAUUAUAAUAUAAUAUAAUACUAUGACGUAUAUAUACAAUAUAAUAAUAUACUUAUAUAUUAUUACUAUUAAUAACUAAAAUAAAAAUAUUAUAAUUUAUACGAGAAAAUAACGAAUCGAUAAUAAAAUAUAAUAUACAAUAUUAUUGUUGCUACUGGUUGAUACCUAAUAUAAUAUUUUGUUAUUAGCUCUAUAAUACACCUAGUACCUAGGUAUACCUAUAAAUAAUAUAAUAAUAUUAUGACAUAAUCGUAGAUCAAGAUCACAGUUGUAAGGUCUAUGAUCAUAAUCGUUAAUAUAAUUAAACGUAUAUUUUAUUUUUUGUAUCUAAUUGUUUUUAACAUAUCUAUCAUUGUAUUAUUAUUAUUAUUAUUAUGCAUAGUUAAUAAUAAUAUCGUAAUAAUAUAAUAUUACACUAAGGCAUCGGCAACCAAACAGGUGCCAUUAAUACAUUUUGUGUUUUACUUUAUUAUUAUACUUACUAAUGAAAAAAAAUAUAAAACUGUCCAGACUAAUUUAUUUUUAAUAGAUAUUAUUUAAGAUUAGUUAAUUGUGUCAAACACAAAUGUAAGUACUAAAAAAUUGUAAAUAAUUAUUGUUUUAUUAUAAUAUCGCUCAAUAAUUUUGUGAUUUUUUUUUUUUUUUAUGUACGCUACGAGCGAUUUUAUGAAUGUAAGAGUAAUGAGUAAUAAUAAAAAUUAACUCAACUCGUGUA
This is a messenger RNA of Aphis gossypii (cotton aphid), 4785 nucleotides long. RefSeq lists its product as uncharacterized. The coding region runs from base 400 to 3831 and encodes 1143 amino acids. The transcript has 9 exons. Lineage: Eukaryota; Metazoa; Arthropoda; Insecta; Hemiptera; Aphididae. The record is from RefSeq and is a predicted model, not a curated record.